This is a messenger RNA of Porites lobata, 14494 nucleotides long. NCBI's taxonomy places the organism in Eukaryota, Metazoa, Cnidaria, Anthozoa, Scleractinia, Poritidae. The record is from the annotation of a GenBank genome assembly.
ACUCGCUCUUGUAUCAAAAUGGCGGCUUUAUCACCCGCGGUUGCUGGUAAAGAAAUUUUACUUAAUUUUUUUGUAGAUUUUAUCCUUAGAUACCCUUUUUUCGGUUACAGAGCAUUAACUUUAAACACGUUGUCUUUCAUGUCUUACUACAGUUCGAGGAUCGGAAGGGAUAUCUAUGAUUCACGGCCCCCAUUCGUUCAAACAACACGACGGAUUUGGAAGGUUUGUGAUCAUAUCACUUGUGAUUCUGUGCCAAUCCCAUAACGCUGCGUUUAGUUUAAGUACUGCUAAAGUGUGUUAAAGCGUUCAUAUUUCGGUUUCUUUAAAAAUCUUAACGUUCAGAUUCCCAGGACUAGGUGAUACCGCAUUUUAAAGUCCAUCACUAUAAUAUCACCAUCAUGCAUAUCACCAUCACCGUCAGCCCUUUCUUUUGAGAAUUAACCUACUGUAGGUAUAGGUAAAUCAAAAUUAAAUAAAAAUGUAUAGAGAGGGCAACUUGAAAGCUGAUCUGAACGAUGUACAGCAACAGACACACAUAAAAUUAUAUUGAUGUGCGGACAUGCUUGAGGUUGAUCACUAGCAUGGUUUAUGUCCUGAUUUACAUGUACCCCCCCCCCCUACUCUAAGCAAAAAGCAGUGUGGGUUUCUUUUCCAUGCCACAAGAGUCAUAUCAGGGUCCACACAUACAUGUAGACAGCAGUUAAGCAGUUCAUGAUCAGUAUAUGUCAUCUGCUUGGUAAUUGUUAAUUGUAUGAUAUGUUUUUAUAGCUGUGACAAUAAUAAUCAUUGGUUAUGAUUAAGUUUCACUAAUACAAUUUUUCAGUGAUAAUCAUCCACGAUGCAGAGUGAUGGCUUUUAGCUCCGAUGGAUCCUUGUUUGCUUGGUGUAAUGGUGAACGGUAAUUUGCAUUCUUUUUUGUUCUUAUGACACAUAUAGCUAGGACAACAGUAAUAAUGGAAACUUUAUUUACAUAAUAAUAAUAAUAAUUUUUUUUUUUUAAUAAAAACGAUACAAAACUUUAUUCAUAGAUUUAAAAAAAUAGACUAUUUACAGAUUCAAGAAUAUGAAAUAUUAAAAUAUAUACCCUAUGUACAUUCUUCUUGUGUACGAAAGAGAAUUGUCGUAAAAUGACUAUCUAAAGACUACUAAUAACAAUUAUAAAAAGCAUCAAAAAGUUUAUAAAAAAAAUAAAAACUAUUUAAAAAUAAUAAUUCAAACUGAUAAAAAGUUACUAAUAAUAAUAAUAAUAAUAAUAAUGAUAACGAUAAUGAUAAUUAAUAACGAUACUAUAAAAAUCAUAACUGAAGUAACAUGCACAUUCUGAUUGAUCAUUUCUUAUUUGCACAUGUGUGAAUGUGAAUAUCAGCUAUUGAGUGCUCUUAGCAGUACUGUCAAUAAUUCAAUGAUUACAACACCCUGAAUUAAUCAAUCAAUGCAUAAAAACAAAACAUUGUAACAUCAUAUUUAUUAUCAGUCACUGACAUCGCUUAGUUAUUGCUUACAGGAUUGUGCUUAAGUCCAGGUUUGCUCGCGGCUGCAAAAAUUGGGAUUUUUCAUGUGUUUGCAAAAAAUCGCAAAAAUCACAAGGUUGGCAAUUUUUUGAAAGCCAGUUGAGAAAAUUGCGAAAAAUCAAAGUCUGAUGAUUUUUGGCAUUAGUUGGAAUUUUUCGCAGUUCUUUGUCAUGUUGAUGCUCACUUUUCUUGUGUUCAUGAUCACUUAAGUCUACAGCCGGUUGCCAAUUUUAUCAAAGUUGUAAUAAGUCUGACAAUUUUCUACUUUACUUGCCAUUUUGGCAUCUCCCUGUCAGUGCAAUUAAAGCAUAUCUUCACGCAAAAGCCGAUGCAGCUCUUUAAAAUAAUAAAGUUUUAUGUUAUCUUAAGGUUCGAGUUAUAUCCAUGAGGUUCCAAUGUAUUUCAAGUUUCAUGUUAUACCUUGUUGUUUAAACUAGGAGUAUUUGAACAAGGGACUAAGUAUCAUAAGGAUGUAUUUGUCAGCUGAUUAAGUUAGACGCAGUGUCUUUCUGUUUUCCUGAUUGAUUUGUUAUAUAAAUUAUUCCACAGUGUGAUAGUGGUGGAAACUUCCCAUUUCAAUCUAGUUUGCAGUAUCCCAAAAGAAAAAUCUCUUUGCUUGGCAUUUUCACCAAAAGGCACUCAUCUGUCGAUAUGGGAACAAUAUGCAGGUUAGAUCAUUAAUGAGGUAAUUGUAUUUGAAUAUUGUCCUGCAGCAUUUUUUUAAAGGAGGUGGCAGGGUCAAAACUGUAACACCACAUAAAAACAUGUAAAAACACUAUGAAAGAAACUAUAAUACCACAAGAAAAUUUACCAAAAUUCCUAAAAUCCACAAACUACGACCCUUUGUAAAAUUGUAAUGCUGUUGGUUAAAGUGAAGGAUUUGGAGACUGGAACUUGCUGGAAUUCUUUUAACUGAAAGGCAAUAGAUAGUUCUCAUCUCUUUGUACAGCACUUUAAUUACAAAAUGCAGUUAAAAUCUACUUGUGCUCUCUUUUUGUGAAAUCAGUGACCCCAAAUCAACCUGCUGGAACAAAUAAUCUUGAAAUCUGGCAUCUUCAAUCAGCAAGACUAGUCACUGGAUUUUGUCAAAAGAAAAAGGAUACAUGGUUGGUAUAACAAGUCAUUAAUUACUCAACCUCAUAGUACAAUGUUCCAUAUUAAUUUAAUGACUUGGCAAGAAACUGUAAAAUCUGUAGUAGCAGACCACAAUUUAAAGUUUGCUUGGACCUUCAAAAGUGGGUUGGCACUAGUUUCACUUCAAGACUACUUUGAUGAAUAAUUAUAAUAAAGGGUGCAUGGAAAAAUCCAAGUGCUAAUAUUAUUUUAUUGACUACCAGUUUAUGAACCUAAGGUGGAUUUUGACUUGACUCUGAAUAAGGAACCAGCACAGCACCUAAUGUAGUUUGUGCUCCCCUCUCAGUGUUGUUUUAAUCAAGAGUUGGGGGAUAAACUGACCCACCAUUCCGGGGGGACCACCUGUCCCGUCCAGAUAUUCCUUCAUGACAUGGGGUCACAUGACUAUACCAUGGUGUAUGUAGUUGAUAUACUUCAAGACUAAUGUGAGACAGUUAUGAAAGUGAACAUGUGACAUUUGAUAUUAUUAACACAAGAAUAUAAUGACCAUUUCAGUUAUCAACACAACUUUAUAAAAAAAGGUAUUUUCAAAAAUUAAGCCUAAAAAUUUCAGGCUUCAGUGAGAUAUGAACCCAUGGGAUCUGCAAAACUGGUGAAUGUGAAUAUGUUUAAUUUCAUAAAAAUUAAACUAGGGAAGAAAUAUUCAAAAAAGAGAAAAUGAGAAAGAUCACUGCAUUUUUGUAUGCAAGCUAAGCAGUUACAAAAAAAAAUACAACCUUGAUCAGCCUAAACCAGAGUGAAACAGGGUACAAAAGUACUGAUAGCUGUUACCAUUCAUUUUUGUUCCACAUCCAUUAAUUUAAUGAUUCAUGUAUUUUUUAAUAACAUCCAGGGAGCCCAGGUGGAGUGAUGAUGAGUCAGUGUGCGCUCGUUCUGUCACCAAUGAAGUACACUGCUUCCAUGAUGCAGAUUUCAGUAGGUGUUAGAAUAUUUAUUUGCUGAUAUUUGUUCACUUUUAAAACUGAUAAAAACACCUACAUAAUGUAAGAACAAAAGUAACCAUGUAGGUGCAUAUACGUUUAUUAAUGUUAAGCAUUGAUAACCAUUCAAAGUUUCAGACAAUCUUUUUCUCAAACCAAUUCUUGAAAGCUAAUUUUAGUUUCAGAUGAAGUGUGGAAAAUUCAAGUUAAGUCUGGAAAUAAUGCAAAAAAUAUCUGGACAUUUAAAAACAAGCCUAGCAUGCCUCUUGCUUUUAUAAGAAAUAACAAGUUGAGACUAUUUGCAGCACAAACUUUUAACAUUAUAACUUUUUUCUUUUCCUUUCCUGCUAGCCUCAAUUGCCACCAAACUAAGGCUUCAAGGUGUUUCAGAGUUUGAGUUGUCCCCAGGUCCCCCUCCAUUUACUGUGGCUGCCUACGUUCCUGGUGUAAAAGUGAGUAUCGCAUUUAGUGAGGUUUCUGUCUAAGUUAAAGCAUGAAUUCUUGGUAAUUGCAGUAGGUUCAAGUACCAUCUACAUUUAUGUACUUUCAUUAUGAUACUUUACAAUCAAUUUAAUAAGAAACAGCAAGAGGCACUGUGGAAGUUUGUGCCUUCAAGUGCACCUGUGUAAAAUUAUAAGAAGAUGAACAAUAUUUGCCUGCUAACCGCACAUAUCUUUGAAAAAACUACAGUUUUUGUUACUUCAUAAACUUUUCUUACAAAAAAUCAUUAUCCAAAACAGAACUUUAAGAUAAUCUACCAGUAACAAAGUUUUUUUUAACUGUCUCUCUACAACUGAGUGAGCUGAAACACAUAAAAAAUGUAUAGUACCCAUGCAGCCUUUAACCCUUUAAGUCCCAAUAGUGACCAACAGCAAUUCUCUCCUAACGAUACCCAUACAUUAUCAUGAGAUGGGGCUAUGAGAAUUAAUUAAAUGAUCAACUAAGAGAAAAUACUUUGAUCUUUGAUCAAAUUCUCUCCACUCAUUCUUUAAGGAAAUGUAUAGAGAUCAGUUUGGAGAAUUUGUAUGUGGAUACUGGGGCUUAAAGGGUUAAAUACAUGUAGUUGCUGAAUUUGUUGUAAUUUGACAUUUAGGGUGCUCCAUCGUAUGUACGUCUGUUUAGACAUCCGAAUUUUGACAGCCCUGCUUCUGUGCUUGCCAACAAGAGUUUCUUCAAAGCUGACAGAGUAAAAAUGAUGUGGAACAAGAAAGGUAAUUAUAAACAUGAGAAUGCCUCUCCAUGGCUCUGCAAAAUUGCCAAGUAUAAAAUACCAUUACCGUGAGUCAAACUUUACAGUAGUAGUGUUUAAAAUAUAAGUUGUCCCACUAAACUCAUAGUUCAGUAAAACCUGAAUAAAGCAGACACAACUGUUAGUGCAUCCUAAACAGUUGUAUUUUUUGUAAAAAGAACGUUAUCAAAUGGAUGCCUCUAUUAAGCAUAGCUCCUUAAAAAAUGUUUGGAUUGCAGCCAGAUAUUGUACAAAAGUUUACUCUAUUUGCAGGCUUUACAUGAUAUGAGCAAGUACUUAGUAAUGCUUGUAAAAUGUAUUGGUCUUGUUUUCAGGUACGGCUGUCCUUGUUAUGGCGAUAACUGAUGUUGACAAGACAGGAGCAUCAUAUUAUGGUGAACAAACAUUACAGUUCAUAAGUACAUCUGGUGAGAGCAGCAUGGUACAGCUAGGUAAGAUAUGGAGAGUGAUUGACACUGAAUAUCUCCUUACUCUAUCAAAUCAGUGAAAUGUUUGAACCCAAGAGUCAUAGGUGGAGCAUGAUUGUCCGGAUGAGUGUAUUCCUGAAAAGGAAUGUUGUUGACAGUGACUGACGUUUUUGACAACCUGUGCGGUAGUCAUCUUCAGAGACAAAGUGAGUUCUAUCACGUCAGUUAAUGGUGAUAAACUCUGGUUAUCAACCAAAUCAAUUGGUUAAUUAAGUCGCGAUACAACUCACUCUCUCUCUGAAGAUGAAAACCACACAGGCUGAUGAAACAUCUGUCACUGUCAGCAACAGUCCUAUUCAGGAAUACACUAACCCACGUCCACCUAUCUAUCAAUUCACUUAAGCAGGGGGGUAAUGACAAAAAAUCAGUUAUGGGUUAAAAAAUCCAAAAUUGAUUAAACUGGACCUUCAUCAAGUGCAUUAUUAUUUUGGUCAGAUGUAUGCCAGUUGACCUCUUCUUGUGAUUGGUUACUUGUUCAAGGUUGUGUUAGGAGCAACUUUAACUUUAAUAGUUUGAUUUUUUUUGCAUAUAACUAAAAGGUUGUAUUUCUGUCAAAGAAGGAGUUUUUGCACAAAGCUGUUGGUUUGGCUUAAUAUUUCCGAAAACUAUCACAUUAAAGUAGACUUCCACUGUGCAUGUGUUUGUUGAAUGUGCUUUUCUUGUUUUCAAAGGUAAGAGAGGCCCAGUCUAUGCUGUCCAGUGGAGUCCAAACUCCAAAGAAUUCUGUGUGGUUUAUGGUUGUAUCCUUUUGUUCAAUGAAUGGCACAAAGGCAAGCAAUGUCUUAGUUUAGUGGAAAAAUAAUGUAACUGUGUAAGUAGAGAACUUUUCAAUAUUACCGUUUGGGACAAUAAGAAUAAAAUUCUGGGUUCAAUCCACCUGAUGCUUAACCCAAUGUAGCGACAUGUACUGCUUACUGCUCCCUUAACGCAUUGUUAAUGCUCGACUUACCUCUACCUUAAACCAAUGUAGAGAACUUUUCAAUAUUAUAUGUUGUGGGAAAUUGAAAUUCUGGGUUCAAUCCACCUAAUGCUUAACACAAUGUAGCUACAUGUACAUGUACUCCUCCCUUUACUCAAUGUUGAUGCUUGACCUACCCCUACCUUAAACCAAUGUUAACACUUCUCACCUACCCCUCCCUUAAUUCAUUAUUAAUGCUUGACCUACAAUGUACCCCUCCCUUAUCCCAAUGUUAACACUUCACCUACCCUUCCCUUAACCCAAUGUGAAUGCUUCACCUCCUCCUCCCUUAACCCAUUGUUGACAUUUCACUUACCCUUCCUUUAACCAAACGUCAACACCAACUUCUCAUUUAGGUCAAAAUGUUGGGUGAGGGGAGGGGUAGUUAGGUAGUUUCUUAGAAAAUUAUACUGGGAGACAAAUAGCCUGCGUAGCAUGGCGAUUUUGAUCGGGCACGCAAAAAAGCCAAGGUGGGGGAGGGCUUUGUGGCUUCACCCCUCAGCAGUGCACCCCACAAAACCUUAACCGCCAUGAUAUGGAGGCUAAGAAACAUAGUUUUUUUUUAUUAGCUAUGUUUACGUGAACUCUUACUCUGUUCAAGUUUCAUUUUCAACUACUGGUGAAUCUGUAAUUGUGUUCCUUAGUUCCAAUGUCUGAUAUAUCAUCCUUGACAAUGUUUGACCAGUCAUGCCAGCAAAGGCUACACUAUUUGAUCUUAAAUGCAAUCCACUGUUUGACUUUGGGACUGGACCAAGGAAUGACAUCUUCUUUAAUCCACAUGGAAAUAAUAUCCUUUUUUUGUAAAGAAAUGCUCUCAGAAUAAAUGCAAAGUACAUAAUUGUGUCACUACCCUGUAAGAAGUGAUUUCUCCAGCCUAAACGCUAUGUUACAAAAGGCCAUAGCCACCUGCCUUUCAGAGCCUUUCAAAAGGGACAUAUCAAAGAACAUAGGUGCAAAAGGAUCUUUUCUUGCAAAGAGAGAAGGUAAAUUAUUAUAAUAAUGUUGUUUUUGUGUUGCUGUCACUUUGUUUGACAGACAACCUUCAUCUGAUCAGGGGAUGAAACAAAAUAGAGCAUUUAAAAUAGGUCUCCAUAGCUCAGUUGGUAGAGCACUGCAAGGCUAAUGCAGAGGCCAUGAGCUUGAAUCCCAUUGAUGCCUUGAAUUUUUUUCUGGGAUUACUUUACAAUUGCUUAAAUUGUGUUGUCUUCUUCAAUGUUCUUAAUUUUAUUUAGUUUUGUAUUUCUGCAGGUCACAUCAUCUUAAUUCAAAAACUAGUAUAAUAACUAUAAUUAUUCUUGCGGAUCAGAGUCAUUAUCUUUAUCCUUAACUGUUGGUACUUAUUUGUUUGGCUGGAUUUGGAAAUCUUAGAGGCCAACUGGUAAGAGGAUGAUGUUCUUUAAAACAUUCUUAUUUGUACUUUAUCUUUCCUGUUUUAUUAGAGUCGUUUUGCUAUUGAAAAUAGUUUUUAUGCUUGCCACCUUAUACAUGUACCGAUGUAGGUGAUUUCUGAUGAUCUUCUAUGCCUAUCCCAGAAGCUUAAAGCAGGGGCGGGUCCAGGAUUUUUUUUAGGAGGGGGUGCACUCGUCUCUUGCUCUGCUUCAACGCCAAUAAACCACAUAGUUUUUUUUUGCAGAAUACCAGUUGUAUUAGAAAACCGAAGGGCAUUUCGGGGGGUGGGGGUGCGCACCCCCUGCACCCUCCCCCUAGAUCCGCCCCUGUAAAGCUACCGUAAAAUGAGUAACAGAAACGUGCAACUUGUUUUGCAACAUUGCUGCAAACGGGUUAAAAAUGAUGUUGUGCAUUUUACCGCCCACUAAUCACUCCUGACUUGCAUGCAACAUAUCAGGUUGUUACAAGUUGCUUGGAUAGCGAUCGCUUAAAUUAAGCGGGAGUCACUCCACACGUGGCACACGUGGGUGUGAUGUCACUUGCUGCAAAACAAGUUUGCCUUGAGCCGGUAGAACGCGCGGCAUGUACAGAUUUUGUUUCACAAAGUAGAACUACUCCCAGCUUCCUACACGGACGUUUCAGGGGCUCGUAACGCGUUCCGUGACGAGCCAAAUGAACGUCUGCAGAGGAGGCUAAACUGCUCCCCGUCGUUUCCAGGUUCUCUCUCCUACUGGGUAGGAGAGAACUCUGGGAAUGAGGUUACUCCCCGUCUCGCGGCUUCAGUCAAGCUAGUGGUCAUUUUCGUGUCUCGCGCGUUUUGCUCGACGGAGGAAGAAAACCGAGAGACUGCUCGUAGUGUAUAAAAUGUUGUAAAUCCACUUAAAUUAACUUGCCAAAAUAAAUGUCAAAUAAGAGUUCACUUUUAACGGUACAUCUAGUCUGAUAUUAUUUAUCAAUUGUUGGUCUUGUACGUUACAAUAUUUAUCCUGGUUACAAUAUCCUGGCUUACACCGUACCGCAUAGCUUUUUAUGCCGACACGUGAAGCUAUCCAGUGAAUACCGAUUCGAUGUGUGACUCUUCACUUUAGAGAUCGGCGCGGGGAAGCUUAGUCUGCUAGUGUCGUCACGCAACGGUGGGGAGGAGCGUUGCGUGACGACACUAAAACCGACUGUGUAGCAGACUAGGCGUCAACUAGGCGUAGGUUCGCCCCGUUACAGAAAUCGCGCCAAAAUAACCCGUUCUUAUGCGUGAACAGAAGCCCUAUCUAUCCGGGUAUGGUUCUCUUGCCGACGCAAAUGCUAUCCGGUAUAAUGGGAACAUAGCCAAAGACAGCCUAGUUCCUAGUCGUUCUCUCUUGGCCCUUUGUCCGCGCGAAGUCUGGGAAAGAGUAGGCGAGUAUCUCUCGGUGACGUCACAGCUCACUGUAGAGUCCAGGAUUGACUGCGCCGUAGGGACCAGGCUGAGCCAAAGAUUAAUUAAGAGUUUUUUUAACUCACUUUUACAGGAGCUCUGGAGUAGAAAGGAUUUCAAGUUAAUAAGUAAACCCCAGGUAAUAUACUUGCAUUUGUCAAACAAACAAAGACAAAAAAAAAUUACAGCGAAACGAAACAAUUUUUUUUUGGAACUGAAAAAUUUUCAUUCAUAUCCAUGUUGCGAUGUCGUAGAAUUUUAUGUUUUUUGGUAAAACUGAAAUUUUACAUUAUAAAUUUUGUAAAAUUUAACUGGUAUAUCUUGACUUGCUCAACAGGCAAGUGACUCAACAUCACUUGAGUGGUCUCCAGAUGGUGAACACAUUUUGACAGCAACAACGUCUCCAAGGCUUAAGGAAGGAAAUGGGUGAGUAAGUUUUGCGGGCUAUAUUGGUUUUAAUCAUUUUUCAAAAACGCUAACAUCAUAGCUACUUGUGCAUGAUCUUUAAUGAUGUGCUUACUAAAAAAGUUGUACCCCUUUGUAAGCUUGUAUUGUAUUAGCCUGAGUGCUCUAGCAGCUGAAUGGUUGACCACUCCACCAGGAUCUAAGUUCCCUACUCCUUACAAACGGCAUUUUCUGCGCUUGUUUGUCAGGCGUCAUUUCGCGGUGAAACAGUUUGGGCGUGGCGAAAUGUCCGCUGUUUUCUUAGGCUAGUGGCUUUGUUAUUAAUAAAUCUUGUGUUUAAUUUUCCGUGUAGGUAUAAAAUUUGGCAUUACACGGGGAAACUAUUACAUGAAAAGAGUGUGGGUGAACUCUGGGAGGUAGGUUUGUCAAAAAAGAGUUGUUUUUAGAUACCAUCUUUUACGCAGAAAAUAUUGUGAAAUCUCGGUUAAACGAAGGCUACUAGAUUACUAUGAGGUCAAUGAAGUGACUGGAGUUUUCUUGUUUAUUAGGUUAAAUGGCAGCCGGUUCAAGGCGAUACAUUCAAGGAACCAGUUAUCAGUUACCAGGCCGCCCCGUCCAUAACAAAACAGGAACAAGAGAAAGGUAAGUAUGGCUGGUGUUGGUGCUUUGUUAAGGAGACGUCAACUGCAGUCAUUGGAAAUAAAAUUCGAACUUCUAAUCAAUAGUCCAGUUACGAAUUAAAAAUUACCGCUGAAUACAAACAUUAUUUGACACAUUCAUUCAGGGUUAGCCUCGACAUAAAGUAAAAUGUUCAGAAAUUCCGGCAAGUAAGUGUUUGAAAUUUGAAUACAGUAUACACAAUAGACAGAGUAAUAAACAGGUCUUCUUCUCGUAGAAUUUUGUGAAUAUAUUAUUUCAGAUGGAGGUUAAGCCUGUAGAAAAUGCGUCUUCACUUCUUUAAUUCAGCGGUCAUAGCGAACUCGAAACUGGACUGAAUCUAACAGUGGAAUUCCACGUAUUUUAGUCAUCCUACUGAUAUUCAAAGAGAGACGGGAGAUGGAGAGCAGGGGAAAAAAGCAAAAGAAAGGAAGAGGGGUGCAGAAGAGAGGAGGAUCCCUCUUUCCCUACCCCCACCCCCCCUCCACGCCACUUCUCGCUCGUUUUUCUUUGCGCUGUCCUAACUGUUUGCAUGCCUGCAACAGGCUUCCUACUCAUGAACUGAUACUACGUUUCUAGGAGCAACUGUUUUUUUGAGUGUCUCUCCUUCGAAUCGUCUGGUAUCCAAAUCAUACUGGAUCACCAGAAUCUCCUCUGAUAAGUACCCAUGUAACAGUAAUAACCCUGUCUGCUGCAACUGAAUUGAACCGCCAAAGUAGAAAUCUGCCCGGUUGUGAAUUUUUUAAAAAACGUCUUUUCACCUCUUAUUGAAUAUGUUGUGAACCCCAAAAAUCGUUUUACCCGACCUUGAGACUUUUCCAAAAUAAAUAUCACAAGUUACAUUUUUGCUGUUACCUGUACAGUUGGAUAAUGAUUUGUUAGACUUUGUACCGUUCACUUUGUUUUUAGUAACACCAAUGUUGUGUCUUUUUCAUUUGCAGCUAAAGCGGUUUACCGACCACCAAGUCUUAGAGGAACUGCCCCAGCCGUUAAAUUGGUGAGAUAUGUUCACUUUACUUUCGUUGUAAUGCUGUACUGCUCUGGAUCACUUGACAUGGCCGAAAUACAAUCUCGAUACUUAUUUAAUAUUGCUUUUUACCCUCGUAGGCGUGAAAGAUUUUAAUCUACGCUUUUUAUUUCAGCGCGAAUAUGAACCGGCUGAAAAUAUGAAACCCAAAGAGGGACAGGAGAUGUCCAAAUCUGCAGCUAAGAACAAGAAAAAGAGAGAGGCAAAAGCAAGAGCGAAACAGGAACAAGAAACUUCUGAAGAGGUUAUACUCUUUACUUUUUACGUGCGACUUUCUGGAAAUAUCUGACACUCACGGAAAACUGUUAAUUUUGUUUCCGAGAAUCGCCGAGGGAAUUAGAAUUAAAGUUUACUACUUUCCCUAAGGACCCAGUUAUUAAGUGAUUUGUUUUAAUACCCACAAAGAGGAACUCCUACGUGUGCAAAAUUUUCUCAGCGAGAGGUUUUUUAAACAUUUGUGGGUAACUCAUUACUUUGUUACCCUGUGACGUCAUAAAUUAUUUUGCAAUGUUGCCCGCACAGAAACUGUUGGCGGGAAACAGUUUCAUUGUUAGAUGUCCUGUGACUUCGAAGUAACCAAUGAGAGCGCGUUCUGUUUGGAAAAAAUGUACGCCAUAGGCUGGUUUGCACGUGACGUCACGGCGGCCAUGUUGGUGGUCAAGAACAAAAUCAUUUCUCUCCUCUGGGAACUAAACUCUAUUUUCAUGUAAAUUCUUCGAGAAAAAAUUCGAUUGUAUUGACCCCCAACAUGAACGCUUUGUCAAGUGGUUGCAAACCAAGAAGAGCAGUUUGCUUUAUUUGCAAAUUACGGGAAAACGCUGUGAAAAAGGGGUUAGUCUGCGUAGUUGGCGGUUUUGUUGGUGUGUUUUCCUUCUCUGGUUCGUGAAGUAAGAGAUUCAGCCGCGCGAAAGCUGAACCGAGGACGACAAAAAACCGCCACCACGGGGCGAGUUCCAGCCAUGUCAUUGUGGGCCUUCUUUACCUUACCUAUCUUUGUACGUGCUUAAAUGAAUGUUAACUGCCCCUCCGUACUUACCUCACUGAGCACUAUCAUUUGUUUUUGUUUUUUGUUUUUAGGCUUCGAGUCCAACUCUACCCACUCCUCCCCCCUCAUCUGUAGUGACCAGCACAACUCUUCCACCGGAGAAAGAAAAGAAACUUAAAAAUUUGAAGAAGGUACGAAUAUAUGGAAUUCAUUUUAAAAGUGUUGUUUCUUACAUGUGGUCUACGGAAAAUCAAAGAAAUUCUCAAGUAUAAACCAAGUAUUUUUCCCUAACGACGGGCUAUCACUUAUAUUUCAAGUUGCAAGGUAAACGUAGUUAGUAGGUAGGGAAUUAAACGGCUAGGAAGUUCUUUGGGUUCCGUUUUUCUUUUGUUCAGUAUGAGAAUAUCUACGGGUCAUGCUUAUAGUAGCCGGGGAAAUCCGUGCCUCCCCCGGCCCUUAGUGACACCCCUGUUGUAUAUGGACAUUAGAUCACUUUGGUGGAGUACAAUCAAUUCUUUCGAAGGCGGACAGCUUGAAAUCAGGGUGACCGGGCGCUCAGGUGAGUUUUGGGGAGCGAGCCUCCUCUAGGGUGUUUCAGCUGUUUCAGCGUGUCUCGCGCUUCGCGCCCCAAAGAGCCCUCAUUAUUACAGGCUCUCAGUCAUGAGUCGGAACAAGUGAAAAGAAAACCGAGCGCGGAGAAAAUGAAAGAGAGAAAAGAAAACUGAGCGCGAAGAAAAUGAAAAAGAGAGGAAAGGAGAAAGUCCUAGCCUGUUCGCUUUCUCUCAGUUUCGUUUCGUUCGUUCCCACUACCUGAGAGCCUGGAACAAGCGAGUGUCUGACCUGUGGAAAGCCAAGAGAAAGGACUGAACAUUGACAGCGACAGGGCAUUAUUCGUCUUUUAAGGGUGUUCUUGAGGGGAUAGUUGACUGGACACAAUUUACCUUUUUUUUCCCAAGCUCUUACUACUUUGUUGUUGUUUGUAAAUGCGCGUUGUAUUGAAUUAUCAAUGUUUCUUUGGUUUGCUAGCGCUGACUGAAGUUUGAUAAUUUAUAUAACAUUUGCAAUAUAUCCUUAUCUUCCCCUUUAGAAAUUGCGACAAAUUCAAGACUUGAAGGAACAGCAGAGAUCAGGAAAGACACUGGAAAAAAAUCAGGUCAGAUUGCCACUUUCAUCCCCAUGUUGUAAAUAGUUUUGGACCGUCCGCAGUUUAUCUCACAGAGCUCAUAACCUGCGAGCAGGCUUACCUGUGCGAGUUCAGGGUGAGGAAUGGGGCGAGGAAAAGUGAUCUUCUCGCGCGCCGAAAAUUUUCCCGAACUAAGUGAGCCUGUUUGCAGGCUACAGAGCUUAUUACGGAAAUUUGUUGCUAAAUGAUCUUACGUUCUCAUACUGACUGUCCUUUCUUUCAUUCGCCCACAACAUAAAGAAGUUGUAUCUCAUCUGUUUCGUUAAAUUCAGAAACUGACGUCAGUUCUAUGUAGCACCAUGAUUAGCCAUAUUAAACUAUUAAAUAUAAGCCCAUCUACUUGGAAAAAAAUAUAUCCAAUAGGCCACUCCCGAGUUCCAAAAACCCUCACUUUCAAAAUAAGGCCAAGUACACAACCUUUCUUAUGAAAAUGAGUUUUAUUUACAUGAGAAUGAAAAAUCAUUUUCAUAUCAAGGGCUGGGCACUUAACCUCGUUUCGAUACAUAGGCCUGGGGAACUCGGACAUGGCCCAUUAAAUACUCCCUGGAUAUAAGCCGCCAUCUAGCUCCAAUGUUUAACCCCCUCCCCCCCCGCCUCGUAAUCGAUUUAUUAUGACGUUUUAAAGCACAAAACGUAUUUUGAUUAACUCUGCUAUAAAUUGUUUCGAAGCGCUUUUCUAUCCGGUUAUAAGCCACUCCUCCCAAAUCCGCUUCGAAGAUGUAUAAACCCAGUGCUUGUAAGCAAUAGUAAGAUCUGCAUGGUGUGAUUUAAUCCAAGGCUGUGCUCUAAGAAAAAUUGAAGGGAGCCCAGUGCUCUGGACUUGUGAAAUCCAGUGUGCCCAGCAUAUAAUUUGUAUGAAAAAGCAAAGAUUUUCUAGUCGCCCGAGAACAAGAGUUAGGCGCCACGGGUCACAGGGCUCUGCUAGAGCACAGCUUUGUAAUCCUUUUUGAAAAGACACUUUUCUUUCCUUUUUUCAGCUUGAAAAGGUAUCAUCUGAGGCAUCGCUCAUAAAGGAAAUACAAGAACUCGAACUUGGCAGCUGACACUUUAUUUUUCUUACAUGGAUGCAAGAUCGAACUAUUUAAAACAACUAAAAUUCUGCCAUUGUUACGAUUAGAAAUUAACUUGACAUGGAGAAAAAAAGAAUUGCGUGAAUAAUAUAGACCAAUACCUUUUAUUUGUAUUUUCGAGAGUGCGA